Molecule: messenger RNA, 1544 nt
Organism: Peromyscus eremicus (cactus mouse)
Lineage: Eukaryota; Metazoa; Chordata; Mammalia; Rodentia; Cricetidae
Gene: Prr30
Product: proline rich 30
Exons: 2
Coding region: 62-1531 (489 amino acids)
Source: RefSeq, a predicted model, not a curated record
GUCAAACGGAGCGCGUCAGAGUCAAGCGGAAGAGGCUUGGUGCUCCCUUGGCCUGCUGCUGAUGCCCCGCCGCAAAACUAAGCAGCGGCCACGCUGCUCAUCACCAGCCACAACUGGCCUCAGAGAUCCCCACCCUGACUCUGUUAGGUCUCCAAUCACUGGUCUUGUUGCCCCACCCACUUUUUUCCCCCCUGGAUUCGAGGCAAUGUUGCCUCAAAACAAGGACCACCAGGUGCUGUUACAGAACGCAGUGCCCCCAGGGUGUUGCCCUCAGGUCCUCUCACAAUGUGUCGACUCCCGUCCAUCCAACUUAGCAGCUCUCUCCCCCCAUCUGACCCUCCCUCCUUCCCACCAACCUUUGCCCUCUCCCGUGUCACAGGCCUAUUUCCCCCUCUCGUCGCCCCAGUCCCGCUCUCCUGGGCCUCUCUUAGACUCUUGGGACUCCAACUCUGACUCUGUUCCUCUUCCCUCCUCCUCCUCCUCCUCCUCCUCCUCCUCCUCCUCCUCUCUCCCAAGUCCCCCCACUUUCUUUGGCCAAAACUGCUCUCGUCUGCCCUCUCCACACACAUCCUCUCCUCCUCUUAGCAGCUCCUCUUCUCUUUCCCAGCUGCAGAAUUCCUCUCCUGGCUCUUGCCAGUCUCCUUCCCACCUCCAGGACCUCCACGAUUCCACCACGGUCACUUCCCCCAGCCCCAGCGUAGCUUCUGGAGGGAUUCCCAGGAACAAACAAACAAGGCGGCAGCGGCCUCCAUCCGGAAACACCAGGUCCCCUGGGGCGGCAGAGGGAUGCAUGGCAAGCAAGUCGGACCCUGCAGAAUUCCAGGACCUAGAGGCCCUCGCCCAAGCGCUAGCGCUCCGUGUGGGGCGCCGCAGAAUUGCCCGAGACUUGAAGAUACUGUUUCUGCAGCACCUCCUGCAAGGCACAAGAGGCCAGGCUCCAGUCGUGGAGUACCCCAUUUGUCUAGCGUGCCCCACCCCCAAGCACAAGCCUGGGCCCAGGCUGCUUGCCUUCCCUCAACUCCUGCCCCCUGCCGAGGGCCGGGGAUCUGGGCGUCCCCGCUUAGGCAUUGGCUAUAGCCUCAGCUUGCCUCCGGGCCAGGACAAAGCCUCGCAUCUGCUCCCAGAAAAAAAGCCGAAGGAAGCAAGGCGUCCCGGAGAGGUCCUCCGGAGCCAAAGGCCUGCACCCCAGGUACCAGCAGCUCAAGUCCCAGGCCCACCCUCCCGGGAAGAGAGCCUCAGGUCUGCAGGCCUCCAAUCAACAAAAUCCAACCAGAGUUUCAGGUCUUCACCUCAGGCACCAAGACGGGUCACUGUCUCCCCAAAGCCCUGGUCGCGUCCCAUCCCAAGGAGGACUUCUCAGACCUUGGGAAGUCACAGAAACACCUUGAAGGGCUGGCUGGCCGGAGGCCAGGUGUGUUCUCCUGCCUUCAACCCUGGGAACCCCUUGUGGAGCCUGCUCUCCCCUGGUGGAAGAAGACCAGGGGCACCCAAGGCCCCUCAUUCAGCCUUCAGUGUAGCCAAUAAAGCCUAACUCACCCUGAGAA